Hemiscyllium ocellatum (epaulette shark) is the source of this 813-nucleotide messenger RNA. RefSeq names its product putative methyltransferase DDB_G0268948. Gene Ontology annotation, molecular function: S-adenosylmethionine-dependent methyltransferase activity. Bases 1 to 813 code for a protein of 270 amino acids. NCBI's taxonomy places the organism in Eukaryota, Metazoa, Chordata, Chondrichthyes, Orectolobiformes, Hemiscylliidae. The transcript is spliced from 6 exons. The record is from RefSeq and is a predicted model, not a curated record.
AUGGCGGCGCGGCUGUUUGAAGACUGUGAACACGUUGCCCUGUACCUGAAAUACCGGCUUCCCUCGCCCUUCCAAAUCCGCAAUCUCAUCCUCGACUACUUGCAGAGAAAGGGCAAACCCUUCACCCUGGCAGUGGAUAUUGGAUGCGGCUCAGGUCAGAGCACCAGGGGAUUGGCUUCUUACUUUGAAAAGGUGGUUGGGAUUGAUGUGAGUGAAGCUCAGAUUGAAGAGGCGAAGAAGGUGGAUGGACCCGAUAACGUCUCUUACAGACAGGGCCUGGCGGAGGAGCUGGGAUUCGAGGAUGGUUCUGUCGACCUGGUAACAGCAGCAGAGGCCGCACAUUGGUUUGACUUGGAGAAGUUCAUGAAGGAAGUUGACAGGGUUUUAAAGCCCAAAGGCUGCCUGGCUGUCUAUUGCUACCGAGUUCCCUUUGAAGUACAUUACAAUGACUGCUCUGAGCGAUUGACCCAGAUUAUCCAACAGACACUGAAGUCCCUGGCUCCCUAUGCGAGUGAAAGAAAUCAGAUUGUUCGGAAUGAAUACAAGGAAAUAUUUGAUGUAAUCACGUUCCCUGAUAAAGAGAGGGUCGAUAGCAUUUCAUUCAAGCAAUUAGUGCCAGUCUUGUGGAUCAAAGGCUUCUUCGAAUCCUUGUCUUUCUACCAAACAUUUCUGAAGAAGGACCCGGAAGCUGCUAAAGCCACCCUCGAAAUGAUGGAGAAAGAUUUUAUGCAGGCGAUGGGAGUUUCUUCCAGGGAGACUGUGUUGGAAGUGAACUGGACUGCUUUCUGUUUACUGGCAUGCAAACCCGAGUAA